Messenger RNA from Acaulospora morrowiae, 1269 nucleotides. The record is from the annotation of a GenBank genome assembly. Lineage: Eukaryota; Fungi; Glomeromycota; Glomeromycetes; Diversisporales; Acaulosporaceae.
AUGGAUGCGGAAGAAGCUGCCAAUAAGGCGAUGAAGAAACUCGUUGAAGAGGCUUCCCAGCUAAAAUAUAUGCCGAAUGUGCCUUUAAAGAUUUACCUCCGUUCAGCAAAUUCACUAUUUUUGCAGGCCAAUCGCUACAAGGAAGAAGAUGACUUGUUGAACGCGUAUAAAUUCUACAUGAGAUAUGCCACGCUGGCACUCGAAAAAUUACCGCAAAACUCAGAUUAUAAGAAGCCAGAGUAUAAAAGUGGAAGAUUAGAACUCGUUAAAACUAGCAAUUUAGUCCUCAAAGAAAUAGAAGAAUUGAAACCUAAGUUAAAACGAUAUUUUUUACAAGUUGCUGAAGAAGAAGCGGCUGAAAAAACUCGAAAUCUGAAUGUGCAGGUUGAAUAUCAAAGUCAAACUCCGCAGGUAAUUCCUGUCUCAAACACCGAGUGGGAUCUUGCCGAACAAUUGAAAAACUUACACCUCGGUACAUCCUCGAAAACAAUCACUAUGGAAGAGCAACCUCAUCUCACGGUGCAAUAUCCCGGCAUUUCUACUAGAAAUCAGAGUGAUGGAUAUACAUAUACAGCUCGUGAAAUACCAUCGCCAGCAUUACCUCCAAAAAUAAUGCAUGAUGCACCAAAGAUUCCUCCUAAACCGAGAGGAUACGAUUUAAAUUUACAUUCUGAGAAGGCUGAUAACAAAGUUGAACCUCCACCGGAGUUUGCAGCCUACACUGAAGGUGGAGAAGGACUGAGAAAAGUAUGCCUUUCAGAUAGCAUAUAUGAUGUAUUUAUCAAGAUAGCGGCAAAUAAUACUGCCAAGAACUUGGAGACCUGCGGAAUCUUGUUUGGAGUGUUGACGCGCAACGUUUUCUAUGUUACUACACUUAUUAUUCCUAAACAAACUGCAACCUCUGAUACUUGCACAAUGACCAAUGAAGAAGAGCUUAUUGAGUAUCAAGAACAGAAGGGCUUGAUAAUGCUCGGUUGGAUUCAUACGCAUCCUUCUCAAACUUGCUUCAUGAGUUCAAUGGAUCUACAUACGCAUUCGUCCUACCAAGUUAUUUCUCCAGAAGCAAUAGCUAUUGUCUGUUCUCCUAAACAUCAACCAAAAUUUGGAAUAUUCCGCCUUACAAAUCCACCGGGUCUGCAAACAGUGCUUCAAUGUACACAAAGAGGGUUUCAUCCUCAUGAUUCGAGUUCACCUAUUGAAAAGGAAAUUUCACAUAACGGUCACGUUGAAAUGAAACGAAUGGAUCUAGAAAUCAUUGAUUUACGUUAA